Messenger RNA from Folsomia candida, 1111 nucleotides. RefSeq lists its product as uncharacterized. Gene Ontology annotation, biological process: sensory perception of taste. The record is from RefSeq and is a predicted model, not a curated record. Gene Ontology annotation, cellular component: neuronal cell body; axon; membrane. The transcript is spliced from 4 exons. Bases 103 to 1095 code for a protein of 330 amino acids. Lineage: Eukaryota; Metazoa; Arthropoda; Collembola; Entomobryomorpha; Isotomidae.
UGUAAAAUGAAUAAUGAAUCAGUAUGCAUCUUAAUAUUUUAAGUACAAGUAAACAUUGUAAGUAAACGAAUAUGAAUAAAUUUUUUCAAAUUUUGCAAAUGAAUGCAUAUUGAAUGUACCAAUAUUUUUGAACAGGUAUACCUCACCAUCUUCAGGGCACUUUGUGGGCUAAUGUUCUACAAAAAGAUAACCUCAUUCUGGUCUGAAUUCGUGUCCGUGCUGAAAAAUGUUGACGCGAUCUCGACCACUUUAAAGUCACCCCGAUUUAUCCAGAUUAAGUCAUCUAUCCGAAAGGAUUUCCUUGUGAAAUGUGUUUUUGCCUCUUUAUCCCAAUUAUAUUUCAUGGCAGCGAUUAUUUUUAGUACGACUGGACAAAAGAUUGGGUUCAAAUUGGAACUAUUUAUCCGAAUUGUUAAAGCCUCAAUUCCAAAUUUGACCAUGCUUUUCCACAUUUUGGUCACGAUCUGGGCCACAUUUCCGCUUAAAGUGGCAAAAGGACUCUUGCAGAGUUUGAAGGAUGAACUUACCGCCGCCGAUAAGGCAUUACUAUCAGAAAAAUUACUUUGUAUCAAUAUCGAGAAAUGGGUCAAAGCUUAUGGCAAUGUGGCAUCCUUGAUGAAAAUAUAUUCCCGCCAUUUCGGAACGUAUUUAAUCCUGGAAAUUGGCAAUAGUGCAGUGCAGAUUUUGUGUCAGACAUUUUCCGCCUUAUCCUGGAUACUGAUUAAGUACUAUGGUCCCGCGGUGAUGAGAAUUCCACCAAUUUUGACCUCAGUAACGAUUAUUUAUCAGCUUGCGAGCGAGGCGGAAACCGUGACCGAGUUGCAGGAAGAUGUUUUCGAGUGUUUUGCAGGAUUGGAGGAAAAAAUUGAGAGAAACGAGAGAAUGAGGGUUAAGAUUAAUUCCCUCUUGAGAAAGAUGGCAAUGAAUCGCCUUCAAGUAAAACCAGGGAAAUUAUUUGUGUUAAACCGAAGAUUAAUUACUUCGAUUUUGUCCACUGUAAUCACAUUUAUCGUUGUUCUGAUUCAAUUUCGCGACGGGGAGACUACUGCAAAUAACGCAGGAUCGAAGAUGACCAGUUUUGGACCAAAGAAUUAAAUAUACUUCCAAAAAU